CAAUAUUCGGACGAAAUGAAAUCCUACGAAAGUAGAUCAAACAGUGAGAAAUGUAACACAACACCGGCUGAUUUAGGACAAAUUCCAUAUUUUUUGAUUUUCGUAACGAAAAUUCCUUUCAGGAUCGAAAAGAGUCGUCAUUUAUUGAAAGCGAGUUUAUUGUAUUCCUCGCUAUGAAAAUUAAACUCGAAAAGCUGAGCAUCGGUUUUGACUUUUGACAUUCUCGUGCAAGGCUGGCGACAACGACGACUCGUUCAGUAAUAAAAUUUGGUCGGCGAAUCCUGCGUGUUCCCCCUGGACCGUCCCAUUUUCAAAAUAAAAUGGCAUUUCGAUGGUCCUUCAACACAUCCCAAUGGGAACCAACAUCUUCACAACUAUCCCAGAUUUCAAGAUUGAUUCAGGCCGAGGAGAAGGCCCGGAUUGGACGCUUCUUAUUUAUGAGGGACGCCAAAACCUCACUCAUUGGGCGAAUACUUAUCAGGAAACUUGUACAGUUGAAGACUGGAGUGCCCAAUAAUUUUAUUAAGCUAGGAAGAGAUGAUCACAAUAAACCAAUUUUAAUCAGUCCAACCAAUCUUGCUGAUAAAUUGGACGAUGAUGAUAACGACGACUGUGAUGUUACUAAUAAUGAUGAUAAUGUGAUAUUUGACGAGUGCUCAAACGUUAACAUAAGGAACCUUAAUUUCAACGUGAGCCAUCAGGGCUCAUAUGUCGUGCUGGCGUCCGAUCCUUCAGCUACCCAUGUCGGUAUUGACGUUAUGAAUGUAGAAAAACCCGGGCGGAUAUCAGACACUGUUGACGAGUAUUUUAGAUUAAUGAAUCGCCAAUUCACAGAAAACGAGUGGCGUCAAAUAAAAGGUUUAGAUCUUCCGGGGAGUCUUUCUGAUAAGAAAAAAAUGAUGAAUUUUACACGAUUUUGGUGCCUUAAAGAAUCGUACGUUAAGGCAAUUGGCGUAGGAAUUGUGAUUGAUUUAAGAACCGUGGAUUUCAAUACAAAGACUGAUUUAUCAUUUGAAUCUGAUGGCCCCAAGUUGGCGACCGACACUGUGGUCAAAGUUAAUGGGUGUUUAGAAACAGAAUGGUCAUUUGAAGAACGAUGCUUGGAUGACGAAACUCAUUUAGUUGCAGUGGCCAAGAAAAUUCCCUCUAAAAACAAAGAUAUCGAUUCUGACAAGAAUGAAUACAUUCCUCCUGAAUUUAUUCCGGUUUCAUUGGAUUUCUUACUUGACAAUAUGACCCCUUUGCAACCGGAAGAAUCAGUUGACACCGAGUGGGUGGAAGCAUUUUUAAAAAAGAACAACAAAAAGUGAACUUUUGAGCAUGAACAACUUACAUAAUUUUCUAUUUUAUUUACUUGAAUUUAAUUGACUAAAUUAUUUUUCAUGUACUUAUAUUUGCGAAUCAUAUUUUGUGUAACGCUUUAUAAUAUAAACAUCUCCAGCGUGUGUCCUUUUGGAAGAGAUCCUAAAAUAGGUGCUACGUUCCACUGUAAUACGCACUUUAAUUGUUUUGUUUUUUAUUACACCUAUGGUUAAAACCAGAAAAUUAAUAAACGUCUCUCUAGCUGGUGCUGUCCUUACAAA
Molecule: messenger RNA, 1583 nt
Organism: Folsomia candida
Lineage: Eukaryota; Metazoa; Arthropoda; Collembola; Entomobryomorpha; Isotomidae
Product: L-aminoadipate-semialdehyde dehydrogenase-phosphopantetheinyl transferase
Exons: 6
Coding region: 321-1310 (329 amino acids)
Cellular component (GO): cytosol
Molecular function (GO): magnesium ion binding; holo-[acyl-carrier-protein] synthase activity
Source: RefSeq, a predicted model, not a curated record